This is a messenger RNA of Antechinus flavipes (yellow-footed antechinus), 3285 nucleotides long. It is a transcript of the gene CNGA1, whose product is annotated as cyclic nucleotide gated channel subunit alpha 1. Gene Ontology annotation, molecular function: intracellularly cGMP-activated cation channel activity; protein-containing complex binding; cGMP binding. The coding region runs from base 381 to 2465 and encodes 694 amino acids. Lineage: Eukaryota; Metazoa; Chordata; Mammalia; Dasyuromorphia; Dasyuridae. The transcript has 9 exons. Gene Ontology annotation, cellular component: intracellular cyclic nucleotide activated cation channel complex; plasma membrane. Gene Ontology annotation, biological process: monoatomic cation transmembrane transport. The record is from RefSeq and is a predicted model, not a curated record.
CAUAUGCAUUGUGUGUUCCUAAGUACCAGCUCAGGUGAAGGAAGGAUAAGGGUGAUUUGGUGGCUAGUUAUUUUCAUCCAUUUCUAAAUCCUCAAAUGCUGGCUCAUGAAAAUCCUUCCCGGCGAAUACACGGAACCAGUCCUUAUCUUGGGAAUUCUACAAGGACUUUUUUUUUUUUUUGGGUGGAUGCUUGGUGGAGGGGGAGGGCAAGUGGGAAAUGUGAAUUUCUUCUUAAAGAACUAGGUGCCUGAAACUUUUGACUAUGUCUGGAUUUCCAGAAUAUGUCUGUUUGUUUGACGUGGAUAUGCUGCUGACUUAAAAGAUUCUGAGAAUAAUCGGGGAAGAACACAAUUAUAGAAGCAACAACCAAAGAUACUAAAAUGUUGAUCAUGAAGAGAAAUAUAGUCAGCACUCAGCAUUCAUAUGUGAACAUCCCCGAGGUGAUUGUACAAGACACUGCAGAGGAACUAAGAAGAAUAGAAAAUGGAGGUUACAGUUCACUCUCUGAUGAUGAUGAUGAUGAUGACAGUGUCUCUGGGAUGGAGCAUAGAAACCACCAAGAUGGGGAUAUUUUCAGAAAUAACUCCGAUGAAAAGGAAAGAACAUCUUCACAGAGGAGUCAGUACCUUCCUGGUCCCAUCGCACUCUUCAACGUUAACAACAGCAGCAAUAAAGACCAAGAGGCGAAAGAGGAAGAGGAAAAGAAAAAGAAAAAGAAAAAAGAAAAGAAAGACAAAUCUGAUGAUAAAAAGGAGAAGAAAAAGGAUCCAGAAAAGAAAAAGAAUAAGGAAAAAAAGAAAGAGAAAGAGAAGAAAAAGAAAGAGGAACCGAGUAAAGAUAAGAAAGAAGAUGAGAAGAAAGAAGUUACAGUUAUUGAUCCAGCGGGGAACACAUAUUACAACUGGCUGUUUUGUAUAGCUAUGCCUGUGAUGUACAACUGGACCAUGAUCAUUGCAAGAGCAUGUUUUGAGGAACUUCAGUCUGAUUACUUAGCAUAUUGGAUUAUUUUGGACUACUUCUCAGAUAUAAUCUAUAUUCUGGACAUGAUUGUACGAACAAGGACAGGUUACCUGGAACAAGGAUUAAUUGUGAAAGAUCAGUCUAAGCUCCUGAAGAAAUAUAAGUCACAUUUGCAAUUUAAACUUGAUGUUCUCUCAAUGAUACCAACUGAUCUGCUGUUUUUUAAAUUGGGAUGGAGCUAUCCAGAGAUACGAUUAAACAGAUUACUCAGGAUAUCACGGAUGUUUGAAUUCUUCCAACGGACAGAAACAAGAACAAACUAUCCAAAUAUCUUUAGGAUUUCUAAUCUUUGCAUGUAUAUUGUGAUUAUCAUCCACUGGAAUGCAUGCGUAUACUAUUCUAUCUCUAAAGCCAUUGGAUUUGGGAAUGAUACAUGGGUCUAUCCUGACAUUAAUGAUCCUGAAUUUGGUCGUCUGGCUAGAAAGUAUGUUUAUAGUCUCUACUGGUCAACACUGACCUUAACCACCAUUGGUGAAACUCCACCUCCUGUUUUGGACUCUGAGUAUGUCUUCGUGGUGGUUGACUUCUUGAUCGGAGUGUUAAUUUUCGCUACCAUCGUCGGUAAUAUCGGCUCCAUGAUUUCUAAUAUGAAUGCAGCCAGAGCAGAAUUUCAAGCAAAAAUUGAUGCUGUGAAACAAUAUAUGCAUUUUCGAAAUGUGAGCAAAGAUAUGGAAAAAAGGGUUAUCAAGUGGUUUGACUACUUAUGGACAAAUGAAAAAACAGUAGAUGAAAGGGAAGUCUUGAGAUAUCUACCAGAUAAAUUAAAGGCAGAGAUUGCCAUCAACGUUCAUCUAGACACAUUAAAGAAAGUACGCAUUUUUGCUGAUUGUGAAGCUGGACUAUUGGUGGAACUGGUCUUGAAGUUACAACCUCAAGUCUAUAGCCCUGGUGAUUACAUUUGCAAAAAAGGAGACAUUGGACGGGAGAUGUACAUUAUCAAAGAAGGGAAACUGGCUGUGGUAGCAGAUGAUGGGAUCACACAGUUUGUGGUCUUGAGUGACGGUAGUUACUUUGGAGAGAUUAGCAUCCUCAACAUUAAAGGCAGCAAAGCUGGCAACCGAAGAACAGCCAAUAUUAAAAGUAUUGGUUACUCCGAUCUCUUCUGUCUAUCAAAAGAUGAUCUCAUGGAAGCUCUAACUGAAUACCCAGAUGCUAAAUGUAUUCUAGAAGAGAAAGGCAGACAAAUCUUAAUGAAGGAUGGACUGCUGGACAUAAAUAUUGCAAAUGCAGGAAGUGAUCCUAAGGACCUGGAAGAGAAGGUCACACAAAUGGAGGGAUCGGUAGACCGUUUGCAUACAAGAUUUGCCAGGAUUCUGGCUGAGUAUGAAUCGAUGCAGGCGAAGUUGAAGCAAAGGCUAACUAAAGUUGAGAAAUUCUUGAAACCAUUAAUUGAAACAGAGUACUCAGAUAUCGAAGUACUAGAAACAGAGUCUACACAGGAAUGAAAUGAUAUGAGAUGAGAGGAACCAUUAACUGGACUUUGUGAAUUGCUUGGACGGUAAGGAUCCAAGGCAAAUGCGAAAUAUCUAUUCAGCAGUUCUACAAAAUUAUCUUUUCGUAUUAGAAAAGUAUAUGUCUGUGAAACAAUGAGAAAAUGAUAUGGAUUCAUUCAGUAAAGAAAAUAUGCUUUAAUGAAUGCUAAAAUAUUCAUCACUGAAUGGAAAUACAGUUGUGAAUGUAUCACUGUGUCAUGAGAUUUUCUUGCUGAAUACUAUGUAAAGAUAUAAGCUGAUUAAUUUAUCAGCACAUAUAUCUUCUGAUGAUUUCUAUAUACCACUCUCUGCAUGAAUUAUAGUAAAUUUUGUGCUAUCUGGCAUUAUUGGGUAAAAGGCUAUUAAGGAGUAAUUAAAUAUUCUGGCAAUUAAAAAGUCACCAUCAUGGAUUACCUGUUUUACAAAGGACUUAGAAUAUAAAAUACACUUAAUACUAAAACAACACGGAGCAUGAUUUAAUCUUUUUUCAUGAUUCAAAAGGCACUUUAAGAUCUUACAGAACCUCGGGGCCAUUGUAAAAAAUAUCAAUUAACACUGUAUUGGAGAAUUAUAGAAGUGUUGAGUAGUAGAGAUUUCUGAUUGAGGGACUACCUAAUGAAUAGCACUUUGUUUUACAACUCUCUAAUGUAUUUAAUGUAUAAUAUUGUAUGUGAUAGUUAUCUGUGUCUUAUUCCCUUAGUAGACUGUAAGCUCCACAAGGGCAGUCUAAAUUUUGUAUCUGUGUGCUAUGCACGUAAUAGCUACUUAAUAAACAUAUAUUGAUUUGAAUAAA